Molecule: messenger RNA, 1113 nt
Organism: Didymodactylos carnosus
Lineage: Eukaryota; Metazoa; Rotifera; Eurotatoria; Philodinida; Philodinidae
Source: the annotation of a GenBank genome assembly
AUGCGAUGGGAUACGGAAGAACAACAAGCGUUUGACGUCCUCAAAAAUGCAUUAACGACAGCAACCAUUCUUGCUCAACCGGACUAUACCCGACCAUUUAAACUCUACACGGAUGCUAGUAACGUAGGAAUCGGAGCUAUUCUGCAACAAUGUCAAGAACCAGAUAAUGUUGAAAGAGUGAUAUGUUUUCUAUCUAGACAACUGACAUCAGCGGAGAAAAAUUAUAAAAAUUAUGGCAUCACUGAACUGGAAUGCCUAGCAGUAGUAUGGUCCCUUACAAAGCUUCAUUGUUUAGAUGGUGUCCCGUUUGAAUUAAUCACUGAUCACAGUGCUUCGCAAGCCAUGUUUGAUUUUAAAGGAAGCAACAAACGUCUCUUGAAUUGGUCGUUAGAUGUUCAGCCAUACAGAGAAUUCAUGACCAUCAUACACCGUCCUGGAAGGAAACAUACAAAUAUUGAUCCUUUAUCACGUAACCUCAUUGAGUGUAUAAACAAUAUAUCAGUUGUUUCAUUAUCAUCUGAUUUGAAAAAAGAAUUUAUAUCAUCAUAUUCAUUUGAUCCAUAUUUUUCAAAUAUUACUGAUAUUUUACAGAACCCACAGUCACAACAAUCCGAUCACAAUAUCAGACAAAAAUUAAAAAAUUUUCUUAUGCAUGAUCAACUCCUUUAUUUCGUCGAUCCAGGAACAAAAAAUUUGUGGUUGUAUGUACCUAAUCGACCAGAGUUAAAAUCAGUUAUCUUCCAUGAUAGUCAUGAUGCCCCCGUCGCCGGUCAUUUGGGGUACACUAAGACGUAUUUUGAUCAAACAAUCGUUUUAUUGGCCGAGAAUGUCAAGAGAAGUUUACCAAAAACAGCAUCCGGUCAUACUUUAAUUAUUGUUUUCGUCGAUCGACUCACCAAACGGGUCUAUUUUAGACCCACCAUGGCUACGGUAACGGCAGCAGACACGGCUAAAAUCUUCUUCAACACAAUAUUCGUCGACCAUGGUUUACCUGAUGUUCUCAUCAGUGAUCGUGAUUCAAAAUUUACAAGUAAUUUUUGGAAAUCAAUCUUCACUUGGGACGAAAAUCAUCAUCAUUUUAUUGAUGAUGUAAAACGUGAUUGGCAAAAAUAG